AUGGUUGAACUGCGAAAGCGCAAGGCCCAGGCUUCGGUCUCAGCCCCAACUCAUGCUGCUGCCAAGAAGUCCAAACCGGCUCCGAAGCCCAAAGAAAAUGAUACAAAGAACCAGACCUCAGCGCAAACUGUUCCUCAAGUGGACAAUAUCAUUGACCUGGAGGGCUUCGGUGGUGAGAUUGAGACCAAUGAUGGCACAAAGACCUCUCUGAAGAAGCUUGUGGAUGAUAGCACAUCUGGUGUGGUUCUGUUUACCUAUCCUAAAGCCUCAACCCCUGGCUGCACCAAGCAAGCUUGUUUGUUCCGCGACAACCACAAGCAUCUCACAUCGACGGGCCUGUCUAUCUACGGUCUUUCAGCCGAUUCCACCAAGGCCAACACCACUUUCAAAACAAAACAGAAACUCUCCUACCCCCUGCUCUGCGACUCCAAUGCCACCCUUAUCGGUGCUAUUGGUCUUAAGAAAAGCCCAAAGGGAACUACCAGAGGCGUCUUCGUUGUGGACAAGAAGGGCAAGGUGCUGCUCCGAGAGGCUGGUGGCCCUGACGCCACUGUGGAUGCUGUUGAAAAGCUGGUGGCACAGGGAGCCAAGGAAGACACUCAGGAUGCGGACACUAGUGAGGCAAAGUAA
Messenger RNA from Penicillium atrosanguineum, 630 nucleotides. RefSeq names its product thioredoxin peroxidase DOT5. Gene Ontology annotation, biological process: cellular response to oxidative stress; cell redox homeostasis. The record is from RefSeq and is a predicted model, not a curated record. Gene Ontology annotation, cellular component: cytoplasm. Gene Ontology annotation, molecular function: thioredoxin peroxidase activity. The transcript is spliced from 2 exons. The coding region runs from base 1 to 630 and encodes 209 amino acids. NCBI's taxonomy places the organism in Eukaryota, Fungi, Ascomycota, Eurotiomycetes, Eurotiales, Aspergillaceae.